Macrosiphum euphorbiae (potato aphid) is the source of this 579-nucleotide messenger RNA. The record is from the annotation of a GenBank genome assembly. NCBI's taxonomy places the organism in Eukaryota, Metazoa, Arthropoda, Insecta, Hemiptera, Aphididae.
AUGUCUUACAAUAAAUGGAAAUUACGAAAAGAGAAUAAUAAAGGAUUCAAUUCGUCUCAAAGGAAAGACUGUGAGGUGAUGAUAAAUGCAGAGCGCAGUUCAAGUCAACUUGUAUGGAUACCAAGAAAUUCAAAUAUUUCCAAGAUUAACAAUAAUAUAGAUACUUCGUCGAGAACAUCAACUAAGUAUGACGAGACCCCGGAUAAUUUGAAUCACAAUUCAUUGGAAACAAACAAAACUUAUACUAUCAUUAACAUAACAUUCAAUGGAUCAUCAAAAGAAAUAGUACCAUUUAGUACAUUGGCAGAGGCAAGACAAGAUAGACCACAGAAGACAAUUAUAACGAAGGAAAAUGAUUGUUAUUUGAAAAAAUCAAAAUACAAUACUGAUGAUUGUUCUUUGGCAAUAAGAAAUGAACAAGAUGUUAUGUCUGUAACUGAUCAAUGCUCGAAAUUAUUAGAUGACUGCUCAUUGAAGGAUCGCAUAGAAGAUGUGAUUCAAAAGGAAAAAGACUAUGAGUUUGACAUAUUUUUUAUAAAUGAUCAACAUCAGUUAGAUGUGAAAAAAAUAAAGAUUUGA